AUGGUUCACGUGAAAUCUCGUCCUCAUACUGUAGAUCAUGAUUGUUGUACUAAGGAUAUGAGUGAUCUGCUUGCCAACUCCAAUAUACUAGGGCAUUCCUUUUGUGGAAAAAGUUUCAAAGAGCUUUUUGAGCAGUUGUAG
Messenger RNA from Lathyrus sativus (Indian pea), 141 nucleotides. NCBI's taxonomy places the organism in Eukaryota, Viridiplantae, Streptophyta, Magnoliopsida, Fabales, Fabaceae. The record is from the annotation of a GenBank genome assembly.